Striga hermonthica is the source of this 386-nucleotide messenger RNA. NCBI's taxonomy places the organism in Eukaryota, Viridiplantae, Streptophyta, Magnoliopsida, Lamiales, Orobanchaceae. The record is from the annotation of a GenBank genome assembly.
UGCAAAUCCCGAUAGUCUCUCUCAAUGAUGACGGUCGAGUUGUUCUUGUAUCCGAGGACAGCAAAGGAAGAGCCACAAAGCAAAGAGAACCCGUCAAUAAAGGGAAGAGAAAGCUCAGGCUGAAUGUGGUACCAUUUGCACUAACAUGUGUACUUUACAAGGACUACAUUCUGGCCGACCCCACCUCUGAGGAAGAGUCGAUUAUGGAGACGUGUCUGACCGUGGUACUCAACUCGUCUUUUCAGCUCGUCUCGUUUAAUAAACCUGGUGGGCCCGGUCUGGCACAUGCAUCAGCAAUCCAGGACUGCAUAUCGUUAACGAGACAACGAGUGAAAGAACUUGAGAAGAUUCUGAAUGAAGCAAUCUCUGAUAUGGAAGUCGACUGA